This is a messenger RNA of Prunus armeniaca (apricot), 966 nucleotides long. Lineage: Eukaryota; Viridiplantae; Streptophyta; Magnoliopsida; Rosales; Rosaceae. The record is from the annotation of a GenBank genome assembly.
AUGGAGAGCCGAAGGGCGACCACUCUCUUUGUGUGUGUUUUAUGUCAUGCGAAGCCUCUCUUUUGUGUUGAAGUUACUCCUCCUGCAAGUGGCAAUAUCAACAACAUGUGUGGUGGCGCUAUCAUUUCCGACUUCAUCUCCGCCAAGCGCGGCCGGGCGCUGACGGCGGAGGACCUCUGGACCGAGUUCGACACCAUCUCUGACCUCUUUGGCUUAGACCACUCCUCCUCCUCCAACAACAACAACAACAAGAAAGACCAGUUUGAGCAUCAGCAGAACAACAAGAGGGUGGCUCAGAAGCCCAAAAUACCUCUCUCUAAAGGAGCAGGGACAAGCGAGAAGCCCAAGAAGACGAGCCCAGGUGCAGGUGCACAGAAGGACGAGGAUGUGGGCAAGGCUAGUGAUAAGAAUAAGAGAGUGAGGAAAAACGUGUACAGAGGAAUAAGACAGAGGCCGUGGGGCAAAUGGGCAGCUGAGAUUCGUGAUCCGCACAAAGGCGUCCGGGUGUGGCUAGGCACUUACAACACAGCUGAGGAAGCCGCCAGAGCCUACGACGACGCCGCCAGGCGCAUCCGAGGAGGCAAAGCCAAGCUCAACUUUCCUGAAUUACCGCCUUCUUCAGUUCCAGCUCCUGCAACACCGCCUUUGAAGAAGCGGUGCGUUGUUGGUCCAGCCGAGUCGACUCAGUCGAGUUUGGAGAGCAAUGGAAAUUAUUGUAACUAUGAUCCGUUUGAGGGUGGCGAGAUUUAUGGAAAGAAGGAGGUGGGUAGAGAGCAUGAGCUGAAGGAGCAGAUAUCGAGCUUGGAAUCGUUCCUGGGUCUGGAUGAGGAGGGGCCGAGUGAGGUGAAUGGAAGGGGUGGUGGUGAGUCGAACAACUCGUUGGACCUGUGGAUGCUAGGUGACCUGGUGACACAUCAUCAUCAGCAGCAGCAGCAGAAGCAGGAGCAGGGUCAGCAGCUGUAUUAG